UUUUCAUAUGAUGAAACUUUCCUGGUUGACCAAACAAAACGUAAGUAGACCUCCACGUUUUGGACGCUCGAAUCCACCGAUGUAUAUAUACCUCGUAAUUUCUCGAUUACGGUUACGGCCUCCAAGAAAUGCCCACAUGGCAACUGAUUCCAGUUUCACUUCCUUCUUCGAGCGCUGGCUUUCCCGGCAAGAAGCUUUUCUCCGGCAGCUCGAAACCCUCCACAGACACCGAGAAUGCAGUGAAAUAAUCCCCCAGGUUUUCUCGCAUUACCAGGAACUCUACCGCGAAAAAUCCAGGGCCGCCCACGCCGACGUCUUUCUUCUGCUCUCCGCCCCCUGGCUCACCUCUUUCGAGCGGUCUAUGCUGUGGAUUUCCGGGUUCAGACCCUCCAUUCUGUUUCCAAUCCUCGUGAACUCGGUGGGCGGGGAACUGUCCGCCGAGCAGAGGCAGAGGAUCGAGGCGGUGAAGGCCGAGACGCGGCGGAAGGAGAGGGAGAUCACCCAGGCGAUGGCUAGAGUUCAGGAGACCGUGGCGGAGCAGCCCCUGUAUAGUCUGAUGAGGAAGUUCGGGAAGCUGGUGGACGGCGAGGUUACGGAGUUCGACACGUCGAUGGAUCGGCUGAAGGCGGCGAUGCUGGUGGUGGUGGAGAAUGCUGACGCCCUUCAGGGGUGGACGGCGGUGGAGGUGGUGGAGAUUCUGAGCCCAGUGCAGGGCGUGAAGUUCUUGGCGGCGGUGGCGCGGUUUCAGCUGCAGUCGAGGAGGUGGGGAGUGGAGAAAGAUUCAGAGAGAGAGAGAAUGGCGGUAGAUGAGGCAUUGCCGCCGCCAGCCUGAUUUACUGUUGGAAUAUGACACGCAUUAGCUUUCCCUUGUUUUAAUUUAAUAAUUUUAGUGAGUUUUAUUAUACAUUUUAAUUGCUGAGAAUUAUGUUUUCUUCUUUCUUGUUUUACCUUAAAUAGCUCUAAUUUUGAAAUGGGUCGGCAACAAACCACUUCACCAUAAAUUAGUAAUGUAUUAUUUUCUGUUGCUAAAAUAAUAUUAUUUG
Messenger RNA from Sesamum indicum (sesame), 1043 nucleotides. It is a transcript of the gene RAS1, whose product is annotated as RESPONSE TO ABA AND SALT 1. Gene Ontology annotation, biological process: DNA-templated transcription. NCBI's taxonomy places the organism in Eukaryota, Viridiplantae, Streptophyta, Magnoliopsida, Lamiales, Pedaliaceae. Gene Ontology annotation, molecular function: sequence-specific DNA binding. The record is from RefSeq and is a predicted model, not a curated record.